Messenger RNA from Spodoptera littoralis (African cotton leafworm), 1503 nucleotides. NCBI's taxonomy places the organism in Eukaryota, Metazoa, Arthropoda, Insecta, Lepidoptera, Noctuidae. The record is from the annotation of a GenBank genome assembly.
AUGAAUGGAAAGGAUAGUUAUAGUGUAUCAGAUAUGAAUAAUAUGUGUCGGACUUGCCUCAAAGUGCCACGAGAAGUAUUUCCAAUGACUGUUAUAGAACUAAACACUUAUCAAAAUCUUACUCAAAAGGUAGUUAGUAUGGACGAUAAACUAAAUAUUUGUGUGCUCUGCAAGUGGAUACUGAGAAAAUGUUACAAGUUCACUCAACAGUGCCUGAAAGUUGAUGAAAUACUCAAAAACAUUGAGCAGGAAACAAAACCCCACACAAUACAACCCGCACCAAUAAACCUGCAACAAUCUACAACAGAGCUACAUUACGUCGGACCAGAAUAUGACACACAUAUAGACCACCCAGAGAGACACGCGAACGACACUAUAUGUUAUGAAUAUGAUGAUCAUAUAGCCCAUGAUGACGAUGAAGAUGAAAUACCUCUAGUUCUGUUACAAGAUGAUUUCAAGAGUAAGAGGAGAUCCAGUUAUGAGCCGUCCCCGCAAGUAAUAGAGAUCAAACUAGAACCCAUAUUAAAAGAAGAGUUAAUAGAAGAUUUACCCACAAAAGUGAGAAGUAAAAGAAAGAGAAAAAAAGAGAUUAGAGAAGGAUUCUCCUCUCGGAUGGUGCAGGAGACUGAAGAGUAUGUAGUUAUUAAACUUAGUAAGGAGCAGGUACUAUCAGAACUAGCGGAGAAAGCGAAAUCGGACUCCUACGUCAGGUCGCCGUAUAAAUGUGAACAAUGUGUCAAAGCGUUUAAUUUCGAAGAUGUACUGCAAACUCACAUGGACAGACAUAAACAGGAGCACGGCGCCUACAAAUGUGAUAUUUGCUUCCAGUACUGUCCGAGCGUCGUCUCACUAAGAGGGCAUAUUAAAUCACAUACCACUAGGUACAAGUGCAAAGUUUGCGGUCACAUUCGCCUCUCCCGGCAGAAUCUAUUAGAGCAUCACGCCAUAGCACACACGGUGACGCCAGCGUCAUACACCUGUGACAAAUGCCAAUUCUCAACAAAUAAGCGUACGGUGAUACAGCGACAUGUCAAGACUCACUCGUCGAGCGAGCGUCACGCGUGUCAUCAGUGUGGGAAAUUGUUCACCACCAUGGAGUCCCUGAGGGUUCAUACUUUACGUCACGACAAAUCGAAGCGUCUUCGUUGCGAUCUGUGCGACAAAUACUUUCUGUACGCGUCGUCUCUGCUCAAACACAAACAGGCGCAUCAACGCGAGGACUACUACUGCGUCGAGUGCGAUGUCAGGUUCAAAACUCCGGAGAAUUUAAGACUGCAUUUCAAGAAAGCUAAAAGACAUCGAGACUCCUCGUCCUACAGGUAUGGAUGCGCACAAUGUCCGCUCCGGUUCGUGAGCGCAUCAUCGUGCGCAGUGCACGAGUCCAGGGCGCACGGCGCGCCGCGGACACACGCGUGCGGCGCCUGCGCCCGGCGAUACAGCUCCAGGGACGCACUGAGAGCGCAUACGUGGCGCGUACAUCAACGGGGUAAGGGGGGGACGUAG